GCCUUUCAACCAUGCCGGAAUCUGCAGACGAAGAACGUUCUCUUAUGGGAGACCCGAAACAGACAUACGGAAUUCACUCGUCUGCUGCAUCGCGCAAGUCCGCAAAGCGCUCAUGGAGACAAGUACCGUCGGGCUACUCAUCUCGGGCAGGCUCGGACAGCGAGGACUACGAGCCUUAUGGAAAUUCAUCUCGUCACAAGAGACCGCCGUUAUCAGCAUUAUCAAGCUUUAUCAAUUCAAGACACUUGGACACGCCCAAUCUAGUGCUUCCAGCUCUAGACCCAAGAGCCGAGGAAGUAAAGGCAUCGAUGAACAUAAAGCGAUCUUUAGAACAAAUGCUUCUUCGGAAAUCUCAUCAAGUUAACCUCAGCACAGUCCGCUCUAAAUAUCGCUUUAGUCGCAAGAAAGCAAGAGAUGGAAAACUGGACACACGAAGCUUGUACGAUCGUGCUAGGAUAUUUUUCAACGAUUACGCUCGACCACUCAAGAGGGUACUUUUUGCGAAGAAUGCUAUAGUCCUUUUUGUAUACCUUGAUUUAUUGGUGGACAUCAUGUUUUGUACGGCUUAUCUAGUGGAACUGAAACAAGAGAAGGAUGUUGGUAUACCACCACCGUGGUUGUACAAAUAUAGAGCAUGGGAUCUAUGGAUCUUUUGUCAAUUCUUGAGUUUUUGGGAUAUUGGAAGUUUUUUAAUGCGUGUACUCUUAGCCGGUGAUAGAUGGCACGUGGUAUUCAGCGCAAGAUCUGUGAUCGAAGUGUCAACUACGCUUCCGUUUGUUAUAUCAAUGUUCAUAGAGAAUGGUCAAUAUCUUUACAUACCCUAUUUUUUGAGAAGUUGGGUCCUUAUUCUACGCAUCAAAAGUGCGAUGAAUAUAAGGAUGAAUCUUCAAAUGACAGACAAACCAUUUAAUCCUGUCAAGGGCAAAUUGAUUCAAUUGGUUUGCACUCUACUUGUCUUGAUUUUCAAUGGCGUAUCGGCUUUCCGGUACGUUGAGGUAACAUUUGGUAACCAAGACCUGUCGCUUGUGGACACUUUAUACUUUGUCAUGGUGGUUAUGUCAACGGUCGGUUUCGGAGAUAUUACCCCACAAACGGAGGCUGGUCGAAUAGUCAUUGUGCUGUUGAUUCUUUGCUCUGUCGCAGUUCUUCCUAGUUUGAUCACCGGUGUUGUGGACACCAUCUAUAAACAACAAGCUGGUGGUGGACACUUUGUUCCUGGUGGUUAUCCAUUUAUUCUUCUGGUUGGUACUUUUACUGCUGAGCAAGCAGCAGAUAUCCUGGAUGGCUUCUUUGGCAUGGGUGAUACUCAUAUAAACGUUGUUUUCCUUGAUACUCGACCUCCAACGGACGAGCUCAAAGCCAUGGAGAGAAAUUCUAUGUGGGGACAUCGAGCACGUUUCCUCUGUGGUUCUGCAAUGAGCGAAAAAGACCUUAGGCGGGCUCAAGCAAGAUAUGCAAAGGCUAUCUUUACUGUUUCAGAUCGAAAAGCUCUUGAUCCUCUCAAGGAAGACGAACGAAAUACAACGCGAUUGUGGUCAUUGUACUGUUAUACCGCUGAUCACAACAUACCAAUAUAUUCAUGUAAUCUGUCGCCAUCGACGGGUCUCUAUCAAAAAGUUGCAACCGAAGUAAUUUGCGUUCGGGAAUUCAAACACUAUCUUCUUGCUCUUAACGUGCGUUGCAGGGGAGCGUCCACUCUGAUCACCAACCUCCUUCACCAGAGGCAACCAUUCAACGAAUACGAUGAACCAUGGCAAGCACAGUUUGACGACGGAGCCAGUAAUGAGAUUUAUACUGCAGCUCCAGCUGACGCUAUUGUCGGUCUUCCAUUUACAAGGGCUACUUGGUUACUGUUCAAAGAAUGCCAAGUUAUUCUUUUUGCUAUUAAAACCCUUGAUAUCAUAACAGGGUCAUACGAGGUCAUUUUAAAUCCUGGAAAGCAUGUCAUCCGAGAAAAUGAUUUAUGCGUAUACAUUGCGGAAAGUAUCAAAGAAGUUCGAGAUGUCAACCAGCUGUCUGCUGAAUUUGUCAACGAAACUAUCAAAGGUUUAGAGCAUGCAAUGCCGAAUGGUCCUACUUUAGGACCCCCACUCGUAUCGUCAACGCCAUCAACGCCUUCAACUUCCACUGAGUCCGUGAAAAAGCAAGCUUUUAGAGUGGGAAAGCUGACCUCAAGAAAACACUCAUUGUUAACCUGCAAACGCCUAUCGUCUAUUGCAUUUGAAACGGACGCUCAAUCGGGAUCGUCAGCGAUGCGUGAUUCCCAGACUCUAUCGUGCUACAUGCUGGAAACUCCUUCACGAUUUGAAGAUAUGCUUAUCAGUAAUGCAGAAAACAUGCGAUCUCACAUUGUGGUUUGUUUGCAUAGAGAAGUUCCUAACCUAUUCCGCUUCAUUCAAAACUUGCGUGCACCCAAUAUUCCAAGAAAUGAACUUCAGGAUAUUGUUUUGCUAUGUCAAAGCCGACCUCGCUCAAGGGUCUAUGAAUUGAUCAAUAUCUUUCCACGUGUAUAUUUUAUGAUCGGAAACUGUCGACACCCAGACGACCUGCUUAGGGCCGGAGUAAAGUGGGCACGCCAAGUAGUGAUUAUGAGUGAAAACGAAAUACCCGAACAACACGAGGCCAAUCCAGACAGUGCAGCGAUUAUGACAAGCCAUGUCGUUGACCUUUUACUCCAGCCUCGACAACCAUCCUCCUACAAUAUCGUUAAUCUCAUUGAGAAAUCCAACAUUCGCUAUAUGCAUUUGCUACAAGAGCGUGACCUAAGCUUCGAUGUGGUUGAUUCCUCGGCAUUCGCUGCAGGCGACGUGGUAGUGGAAAACCUUUUGAGCCAUGUUCUGCUAAGCCAAGUAUAUUAUCAACCAGACAUUGUUGCUAUCAUCAAAACCUUGUGCGGCAUGGGAGAAUGGUCCUCAGAAAACAGUCAAUUUGCACCUUAUCUAGCCAGCAUACAGAUUCCCGAUGAGUAUGUGAACAAGUCCUUUGCUGAACUGUUUGAAUCUCUACUGCUCAGACAAGGUGUAAUACCAAUUGGUAUCCUUCGCGCUCCCGAUAUCAAUUUUGGCAACGAUUUGCCAUUCGUAUAUACCAAUCCCGUCCCAUCUCUCAUCUUGAAAGAGACAGACAGCAUCUAUAUCUUAACUGCCGGUAAGCAGCCACCAGCCGUGCUGUAAAAUAAUAGAAAAACAGGUGUUUAUUUGUCAACGUUUACUGGUAUUUACAAUUGGUAUUCUCU
Umbelopsis ramanniana AG is the source of this 3235-nucleotide messenger RNA. RefSeq lists its product as uncharacterized. Gene Ontology annotation, molecular function: intracellular sodium-activated potassium channel activity. Gene Ontology annotation, cellular component: membrane. Gene Ontology annotation, biological process: potassium ion transport. The record is from RefSeq and is a predicted model, not a curated record. The transcript is spliced from 18 exons. The coding region runs from base 12 to 3173 and encodes 1053 amino acids. NCBI's taxonomy places the organism in Eukaryota, Fungi, Mucoromycota, Umbelopsidomycetes, Umbelopsidales, Umbelopsidaceae.